AAAUCACCUCUCUCUCUAAAGAAAUGUUUUCUUCGAAUCAAAAUACAAUCUUCGGUUCUAAUUAAGUUUCCAUGGCUUCAUCAUUAAGCUCAAUCCAAUGUCCGCUGCUCUAAACGCUCCACUACUCUUAAUCCUCAUCUUCAUCCUCUUCCUUUCGUUCCUAAUUCGUCCCUAUCGUCUUCAUCAUCAUCACCUUCUUCCCCAGGGUUGACCAUUACAUUGUUUUCAUGGACUCUGCCGGCCAUGCCCAGAGUCUUCUCUACCCCACACCAUUGGCACUUUAGCCAUUUUGUGUACAGCCUGGAAACAGAGAGACUCCUCUGUUUCCGAGAUGGAGCUCGGGUCUGAACUCGCGCGAUCGAUCGACCCCGUCGCAACCACCAGCGGGCUGCUGUUGCCCGAGCGACUUGGGAGUCGGACCGUCGUUCGCUGCAGCAAUAGCGACGAACACGUCCUUCUCCAUCGCAGCAAUGGCGACUUGGGAUGCUGCCGGCGCCCCCCUGAUAAUCAUCAUUUAGCUUCGACAUCACGAAAUCGAUCGAUCAGGCGCUCGAGGACGGCGUGGACGUUCUAUCCAUGUCGCUAGGCCUGGAGGACGGCGUCACUUCACAAUACGAGGACCCAAUCGAGCGGUUGCUGCGAUGGAGAAGAACGUGCUCGUCGCCAUUGGUGCAGGGGAACGACGGUCCGAUUCCCAAGUCGCUCGGGAACAGCAGCCCCCGGACGCUGGUGGUUGCGGCGGGGUCGAUCGAUCGCGGGUUCAGGGUGGAGCUCCAUCUCGGGAACAGAGUCUCUGUUUCCGGGCAGAAUGGCCAAGUGCCAGUGGUGUGGAGUUGAGAAGACUUUGGGGCAUGGCCGCUGAGUCCAUGAAGACAAUGUAGUGGUCGACCUGGGAAGAAGAUAGAUGAUGAAGAGGGCGCUAGGGACGAAUUAGGAACGAAAGAAAGGAGGAUGAAGAUGAGGAUAGUGGAGAGUAGAGAGCAGAGGACAUUGAAUUGUUUUUUUUUUUUUUUUCUGGAGUGAACUUAAUUAAACCCAAGAUUGUCCGUAUUUGAUUCGAAUAAAAUCUUUCUUGCAGAGAGACAAUUGGUGAUUAUUAUGAUUUGGUUUAUGGAAUCAAUGUAUAUAUAUAGCAAGCAACUUGGGAAUCGAUCUGCAACCACCGGCGCAAGAUUGGGUCUGUGUCAAUACAUAUGACUCAAAUAAUUUUCCCUCUUAAGAGCACGACCUAUGGCGGCAUCAUGCGAUGAAGCGAUGGUGACCAUUUCAUCACUGCAUUUACUGCGAGCCUUGGAGGGGGUUCGAUUACUCAUGCGAAGCUAGCUGGUAUUUGUCUAUGGGUUGAAGCUUGCUUGGUAUGAAAGAGGACAUAAAAGUUGUUCUGCAAAACGAGGGAUCAGGAGAUGGCUUGCUCAUCCUUGGACUAUUCACAUAGACCAUGUUUACCGCAAAGGCAAUUAUGUUUCGGAUUACUCGCCUCGGCAAGUCACACAGUUCCGAUUGGGCUACAUAUUUUCCAUAGUGCAAGUACUACUCUUGCACAUUGGAUGUAUUUUGACCGCUCGAGAAUUCAAAUACCCCGAAUUAUUCGAAUGCAAUGAAGGUUAGAGCGCCCUUAGAGCCUGUUCUCACCCAAAAAAACAUUACUCUACGAGCCAAAUAUGUAGAAAUGACGAAUCUAAUUAAGUCAUCGAACAUAAAAAAAUAAUCUUUGGCAACAUCACUGCAACCCUUCCAAUUUUUACCGCACCUAUAUCCAGGAGAUCAACCUAUCUUCAGCAGUAACCAACAAGACAACCUAUAUUCACUCUGCACUGCAAAAAUCAAAUGGUGAAUGCACUCUCUCUACACAACGGAUUCAAUUGAUUAUCCAGGCCAAAAUUUCCUAAAGGCAGUUACUACGAACGAUUUCAAAGCAGCUCCAAUGGUCUUGGUUUCCCGCUCCAGAGGUGCAGCCAGUGCUCUUUCAUCCUUUGACCUGCUAUCAGGGAAACAGUAUGGAGAAAACGGAUUGAAGGCGUGAUUUUGAUCACUCUCCUUAGAGUGUUUAUUUUCCCCCACUACUUAGUUGCUGGUAGGAAUUAGGCAAACCACCCCCAGGAGUCCCUCCAAUCAAAGUCAGAAAGCAGCACCUUUCAUGACUUCUGUGUUUGUGUUUUUGGAGAAGGAAAAAUGAGGAGAAGAAGAUGAACGUUGGAACAGAAGUUCGGCUGCAGACGUGCUAAGUGCGUAGUGCGAUUUAAUAUGUCAAAUUAAAUAGCCCACACUUUUUCCAAAAGUUCACUAACCACUUUAUCCAAUAACUAAAGUGGAAAGCAAACUUAAAAACAACUUGCACUUUCUUUCUCCCACCAAUGUGGUAUUUCCUUUACUCUUUGACUACUCUAACAAUCCCCCACUUAGUCAAUAAGAGUCGAGAAUACCUGCCUCGAACAAGUAACGCAUACAUAAAGGUAUCUUUUCGAUUUGAACCUUUACUUAGUGUAAGCAUCUCAAAGUUCAUAGCGAAUCAAUGACGGGCUUAAGCCUAGGAGUCAAGAUCCAAAGCUAGAACCAGAGACACCACACACGUACUCGUCUCUUCUCUAAAACCCAACCACCAACAAGGGUAGCACUAUUAUGGCCAUGUGCUUAUCCUGUUUCAUGAGCAUAUACAAAAGUUGACCUUUACUUUCGUUAGAGCGACACCACUCCAAAUGCUCACAUAGGUGACAUUCCAAAUGAACGUCAUUAAGAGUU
Messenger RNA from Linum trigynum, 2739 nucleotides. The record is from the annotation of a GenBank genome assembly. Lineage: Eukaryota; Viridiplantae; Streptophyta; Magnoliopsida; Malpighiales; Linaceae.